CUUUCUGAGAAGGGAGUAGAAAACGGAUGCCCAUCAUCCUCUGGAUGACUCAAGAUGGCGGUCAUCCUACAUCUUCGUCCAUCUCCCCUCUCUCUUUAUUUUCUUUCCUCUACACUUCUCACCAUCAACUACCUCCUCUCGCUCCAUUUCUCUCCUCUGCUCCGAUUCGGUUCCUUGGGCGGCAGGUUCUUCUCAAGACCCCCUCUCGAAAUAAUCGUCGUCGUUAUCGGUGUCGUCUUUUUUAACAGAUUAAGUCGAUAUGCGGCGUCGCCAACCGACACCAAGCUCCUCUUUAUCAGAUAGCGAUAGGUCAGACGUCGAGAGCUGCUUCGAUAUAGAGGAUGAACGGGAGGAGACCGACGUUGAGACCGAGCCGGCAGACAUUGACACCGAUGUCGAUGGAGUCGACGAAGCAAACCUGCCAGAUUGGAAGUGGAUCGCUAGAGAAGAAAACGCUCACCCGCCAGAGUACUACCUCGACCAGGAAGAUAACUCUGAUGAAUCCGAGGAUAAAGAUGAAGACUACAACGAUAGUAGUCUCCUCCUCCUGGAUAUGAUCGAGGACUAAUUCGAUCGGUACUGUAAAUAUAUACGAAAAGAUCCUACCCGGAUAAUACAAACCUCUUUUUCGCCGUACUUUGAAGGCCUUCUUCGAAUGGAUAUUAAAUCAACGUCAGAGAAAAGGUGGGAGGAAGCUUGCCAGCAUCAAGUCGGCAAACACGCUCGGGACAUACUAAAAGGUCUUCCGGCUAGUACACAAAAGAGCGACGAACAAAAAGAUCGAGGGGAAGCUAAACCGUCAAAUGCAUCGAAUAAAUACUACGUCUUUGUCUAAGUGCCCUAUCUAGUCCGAACUAUUGUAGAUAAAACGCUAAUAAAUCGUCCUUGUCG
Molecule: messenger RNA, 891 nt
Organism: Mollisia scopiformis
Lineage: Eukaryota; Fungi; Ascomycota; Leotiomycetes; Helotiales; Mollisiaceae
Exons: 2
Coding region: 260-568 (102 amino acids)
Source: RefSeq, a predicted model, not a curated record